CUUAAAGCGGCACAUAUCAACAUCAACGGCCAUUUGGGAGGAUUUUUGUCAUUACAAACCAGUGGUUUUUUUGUUUGUUUGUUUGUUGUUGUUGUUGUUGUUUUUCAGUUUUACAGUUACAGCCUUGGGUACAUUAAGAGAACGAGAGAAUUAAAUACAAAAAAAAAAAAUCAAAAAUAAACAACAGAAAAAUUGUAUUAAAUAAAAACAUCAAACUGUUUUUUACAGGUUUUUACACAAUUUAUAUGUUUUUAACUUUGAUAUUGUGUUUAGGUAUUGCUGAACUUCUGUCUUCAAAAUUAAAAACAAAGUUUUCAUUUCGUUUUCAAUGAACCUGAAAAGCGCGAGCAAGGUUCGCUAACUGUCUACCGUAAAGGCUGAUGUAUACGCAGACCAACAUUUUAAAGAGUGGGUAAGCGGAGCUGACUUUUCCGGAAUUCAGGCAACGUAACCGCAGUGUUUAUCUACGGCAGUGGGCGGUUUCAGACGUAGCCAAAUUGUUCAAAGUCCCAAGACUUUAUCAAGACAGCAGCUGUCACUGUCCAACACAGCAAGUAGAAAUUCAUCUAGCUAAAGUAGUGUGCAGUAAAGGAAGCGCUGGUCUCUUACUCUCCUACCCUACUGAAGGUGUGCUUCACUGUUUUAUAUCUAUUCCGAGAUGAGAAGAAGAGUUGAUGAAACUGCUGCAUCCAAACGAACUGAGGAGAAACCAGUGAAAAGCGAAACUGUUAAAGUGCAAGCCAGGUCAUCAUGGUGGGUGUGGGUGAAAAGGGGACUGAUAGCCCUCUGCACUCUGUAUGUGGCCACACCGUUUGUUCUGCGAUUCUUUCCCGGUGUCAUACAGUACCUGGUUUAUAAACAUGCCAUAACAUAUUUCGUUGACCUGAGGCGUCCCUCUGAUCUUGGCCUCAAUCACACCGUCAAUAUGUACCUGACUUCAGAAGCAGGAGUGACACUGGGAGUAUGGCACACGGUUCCUGAGCAAAAGUGGAAGGAGGCUCAAGGUAAAAGUUUGGAGUGGUAUGAGCAGUCUUUGGGGGAUGGUUCCCCUGUUUUCAUCUACCUCCAUGGCAAUACGGGCAACAGAGCAGCUCCACAUCGUUUGGGAGUUGCCAAUGUGUUAAGUGCUCUUGGCUAUCAUGCUGUGGUUAUGGAUUACAGAGGAUUUGGGGAUUCCACCGGAGAGCCCACAGAGGAUGGACUGACCACCGAUGCACUUUAUCUGUACCACUGGGUACGGGCACGCAGCAAGGGCAGUCUGGUCAUCAUAUGGGGUCACUCCCUUGGCACAGGAGUGGCAACUAACACUGCAGUGAAAGUACAGGAGCAAGGAAACCCCCCUGAUGCAGUGAUACUUGAAGGUGCUUUCACAGACAUAAAAAUGCCAGAAGGAUUCCCCCAUCCUUUCACCUGGUAUUACUGGAGAUUUCCAUACAUACAGUACUACUUUUCCCAGGACUCAAUUAAAGCAAAUAAAUUUGUAUUACCCAAUGUUCAAAACUUGAAAAAAAUGAGGACGCCUCUUAUGAUCCUUCAUUCUAAAGAUGACCACAUGACUCCUUUCAGGAUGGCUGAGGAGAUUUACAGCAUUGCUAAAAGUGUGCUGAAGUCAGAGGAAAAAGUCAGACUGGUUGCCUUUGAUGGAUCCCAUGGAUAUCUUCAUAAUGGACUUUAUAGGGAUCCUGGUUUGCCAAAUUUUAUAAGGGAGUUUGUGCAGUCUGUUGCAAAGUAAUCUGAAGGUGGACCAAGUUGAACCUACACGUUUUAUCUUCACAUAUACGUUUUAUUCUCCCAUGUUAACUUUAGUGAUGUGUGCUUGCAGUUCAGUUUCGUUAAAAGUCAUUCCUCUUCUGAGCUUAUGUUAAAUUCAGUAGACACCUCUCUCUCUCUCUCUCUCUCUCUCUCUCCCACUUGCUCUCUCACUCACACACACACACACACACACAAUUUAUAAAUUCCAGAGAUACAUUAUGCAUAUCAUGGAUUGCACAUAUAUUAUGACAACUUUCAUAUAAUAAACAGUGCAUUUGAAUUCUAGCUAUCAGAUGUAAUUAUGUGUAAAGGAGUAGUCUUGAAGCACUCUUAAACAUCACAAAUUAUAUCUUUACGACAAUGCCUUGUAAUAUCAUGAUUAUUAUUUUAUAAAUGCUAAAAGGAAUUUAUUAAUAAAGACCCUGAUUAUAAUGUGAUAAAUAAUAGUGCUGUUGAAAGAAAUGUACAGAUAGUUUGUAUUGUAAAUUAAAAAUAUCCAUAGGAUCUAAGAAGAUCCUGAUGAUGAUGAUGAUGAUGUGUACAAAGAAUAAACAUUAAAGUACCUGA
Pangasianodon hypophthalmus (striped catfish) is the source of this 2319-nucleotide messenger RNA. RefSeq names its product Monoacylglycerol lipase ABHD12-like. The transcript is spliced from 13 exons. NCBI's taxonomy places the organism in Eukaryota, Metazoa, Chordata, Actinopteri, Siluriformes, Pangasiidae. Gene Ontology annotation, biological process: monoacylglycerol catabolic process; phosphatidylserine catabolic process. Gene Ontology annotation, cellular component: endoplasmic reticulum membrane. Gene Ontology annotation, molecular function: monoacylglycerol lipase activity; phosphatidylcholine lysophospholipase A1 activity. The record is from RefSeq and is a predicted model, not a curated record. Bases 659 to 1732 code for a protein of 357 amino acids.